AUUAAAGCUUUUGGUUUGUCAUCUUGAUUUCUUAUUGGGUGGGGAGAACGAGUUUAUUGAAAAGCUAUUGUUCCUCUGGAACUGUAUUUGGACAACAGUAUUAAGAUAGGAUAGGACCAACUGGGUAAGCCAUGAAUGGUUUUGAUUCAUCUGAAGUUGCUUAAGUUGGCAUUAGUGGGUAGCAUUGUCAAUGUAAAAUGUGUUAUUUCUUUUUGAGGCUAGCAUUUUUCACUCAAUGCUCUGAUUUGGCAUUACUAUUGUGAGUGUACUUGUGAAUGAUAGAAGAUAGUAUUACAUUUAGGGCCUGUUUGGUAUGGUGGUCUAGAGGUAGCGGUUAGUGGUUUUACCCAAGCCGCUAAAAAUAGGUGUUUGAUAAACUUAUUUAUUUCGAAAUUGCUACAAACUAAGUGUUUGGUAAAACCUUUUAUUUAGCAACUUGAGACUAGUGGAUAUGCUGACUUAGCCAAUAUGGGUUAUUAAUUUAUUAUGGCAUACUUGGUUUCUGUUGAUUGUCAUGGAUCUAUAUGGUUAAAGUUGAAAAUAAAAGAAAAGAAUAACCGACACCAACACCCGCUAGCUAGCAGACUAAGAGCAUAUUUGGUACAGCUGGUGGGAAGUCCUUUUGGACUCCAAAAUCUCCAGUUGCAUCAAACACUACAACUUGUGAAAAAUGCUACAACUUCUCACAAAUUUGUCUUUUGUCCAUUUCAUUGCAAAUCUUAGAAGCACCGAAUUGGUGCUGCAGGAGCAUCUCAUUUGGGUUUUAAUGAAAUUAACAUAUUAUUCUUAUUUUAUUUUUAUUUUUCUUUCUAUUUACAAAAACAGCACUUCUACGACCGUUUCUUUCCAACAGAACUAUUAAAAGCUUCAGCUACACCAAACGGGCACUAAAUGUGUACAAAGAAUUUAAGAAAAAUAAUCCAAGUUCGUCGUGGAAAAAGAUUUUUAUCAUUGCUUUUUGCUUAGGUAUUCCUAGGAAGAAUUAUUGGUAGAGCUUUAGAAAAGGAUUUGACCUGACCUUUUCCAAUUUCCCACAAUUGCUUAAGUAUUUAAUCCAUGUUCAUCAUAGAAAAAGAUUUAUCAUUUCUGUCUUUGGGCUAGCUACUUUACAGAUUCGAGCUGCUUGGAUUCAACUAUGUUGAUGAAUGAUAGGAGAUUACCCUUCUAGAACGUCAAUGGAAGACUAGGACAGCAAAGGAUAAGCAUGGUCUUUCAUCUAAGGGUUUCCUACUUUCCUCCAGGGAUUUAUGUAUACUUUUGUAUUAUGUAAUGUUAUGUAAAGUAAUGGAUUGGGUAGUGGUUGGUAUGACUACUAUUUGGAAAAGUUGCACUAUAUAUAUAGCAACUUUAUCUUUUGGAUACCAAUAUAUGACAUUUGAAUGG
This is a messenger RNA of Rubroshorea leprosula, 1383 nucleotides long. NCBI's taxonomy places the organism in Eukaryota, Viridiplantae, Streptophyta, Magnoliopsida, Malvales, Dipterocarpaceae. The record is from the annotation of a GenBank genome assembly.